AUGGCCGCCACAUACUCUCGUCAUCAGAGCAAUCGGCAUACUGUCAAUACGAAGACCUUGCCAAUCAGCCUGCCAUCAAAGUCACCGGCGUACUCGCAUCCAGUAUCGCGAGUUGCCAUCUCGCCACCAGAGUAUUCCGACUAUUCUUCUACGGGAUCUUCCCGGCAUUCAGCGGGAUCGUAUUCGGCUCGCUCACGCUCAUCAUAUGCGUCGUCGGACUACUCGUCUCCAGACUACGAUUCCGGCUACAGACAUGAUCCUCGCGACAUCGAUGACAUGCUGAGCGAUCGCAUGAACAAGGCGUUUGAUCCGAUCAAAAUGGAUCGCGCGCUCGCUCGUCAGACGCAAGAUUCUGGAAAAUUGAACGACAAGGAAAGGCAGCUGAGGGAGUUGCAAGACCGUGCGCGAGCACGCUUGAAGUCGGCCCGCGUCAAAUUUGACGAGGGCGUUGAGGACGCGAAAGAAAUUCGGCGCGACCUCGAUUAUUGCCGAAAGGGAGUCGAUUCGAUGAAAUCUCGCAGCGAGAAGCAGUACCCGGAGGCCUACGCCAAAGCGAAAGAUCGCAGAUCUCGCCAUACUUAA
Cyphellophora attinorum is the source of this 582-nucleotide messenger RNA. RefSeq lists its product as uncharacterized. Lineage: Eukaryota; Fungi; Ascomycota; Eurotiomycetes; Chaetothyriales; Cyphellophoraceae. The transcript has 3 exons. Gene Ontology annotation, cellular component: endosome; BLOC-1 complex. Gene Ontology annotation, biological process: endosome organization; regulation of protein localization. The record is from RefSeq and is a predicted model, not a curated record. Bases 1 to 582 code for a protein of 193 amino acids.